GUGAUUCAGGAUGAGAAAUGAUUUUUGGGAGCUAGGGAAGAACCCACAUUUUUGUUUCAUCAUUUCCAAUUUGCUGCAAAUGAACCCAUUGGAGCUGAGGCAGUAUCUCUCUGCUCACCCUUGAAAUUGUUUAUUUUUAAUUCCAUGCUCAAGUUUACCAUCUUUGGAGGCCUUGUGAAGCAAUUUAAAGAAAGUGAAGUUCCUACAGGUAUUGACAGCAGGAGUGAACUUUGGCCAAUGAAAGAUGGAACCUCAAGACAUACUAGAAUGGAAUGGGCAAAAAAUGACGAAGAAAUUAAAGCUGUCCUUAGAAAACUAGACAACCUGAUGCCCAGCAUGACUUUCAUGGAUAUAAAUACCACCACAAGUGCUAAGAACAGCAAGGCCACCAUCUUAAACUACAAAGACUCUUAUUGUGUUGGCGAGUAUUUGAUGGUUCGACUGGAUUUAUACAACUACUUGGGUAAGAGGAAGGAAUACGGAGGAGACUUCUUACGAGCAAGGAUCUUCUCUUCAAGUCUUAGGGCUGGAGCUUCCGGACACAUCACAGACUAUAGGAAUGGGACAUACCUGGUCAAUUUCACUUUAUUCUGGGCUGGCAGUGUUAAAGUAUCCCUCAUGCUCAUCCACCCCAGUGAAGGAGUUUCAGCACUGUGGGCUGCAAGGAAGAGGGGCUACGACAAAAUAGUUUUCACAGGCAAAUUUUUAAAUGAAACGUUAGAUGUCUUCACUGAAUGUGGAUUUAACAAGACCACAAAUGCAGAACUGUGCGAGUAUCUAGAUGAGCGAGACCAGGAGGCCUUUUACUGUGUGAAACCAAAGCAUGUGCCAUGUGAAGCUUUCAUCCAGCUGAAGUCCAACAACAGCCCCAUCUCAUACUUCACAGCCAUGGAAAAGAGACUUUUAAAAAGGUACAGUGUUGGAAUUGAGAUCCCUCAGAAUUUCGGGAACAUUCGUGUCAUGCCCUGCAAAACGAGUAACGUGACGAGAGACAAGUGCAGGAUUGGGAUGGCUUCUCCUGUCCCCAGCGGCUAUGUUUUGCACAACACCUGGCACCCAGAAUUUUGCUCUGUCCACAAUUUCAGCACUUUGGAUAAGAUCCGUGCCAGCCUGAAGAGCAAAAUGAUUUAUCUCAUGGGGGAUUCAACAUCAUUUCAAUGGAUUUCUUACCUUACCAAGAGAGUGACAACGUUGAAGUACUUUGAUCACCAAAGCGUUCCAGUCUUCAAGACACAUGUGGCUUUGGACCUGGAGAGGAACACAUUCAUCCAGUGGAAAAAACAUGGGUACCCCCUUGUGACAAAGUCCUUCUAUUCAGUCAAAGAUUUGAAUUACGUUGCUCGGGAAAUCGACCAAGUAGCAGGGGACAGCGACACAGCCAUCGUCAUUGCUAUAGGUCAGCACUUCAGACCAUUCCCCAUGGAUCUCUUUGUGCGAAGGGUUGUAAACAUUCGCCGCGCCAUUGAGCGCCUUCUCCUGAGAAGCCCUGACACCAAAGUCAUUGUCAAAACAGAGAAUAUCCGAGAAAUGAAUGCAGACACAGAGCGAUUUGGCGACUUCCAUGGCUAUGCCCAGUACCUUGCCAUGAAAUACAUUUUUCAAGGUCUCAGGGUUGGCGUAAUUGAUGCCUGGGACAUGACUAUUGCCUAUAAUACAAACAAAAUUCACCCACCAGAACAAGUGGUUUGGAGCCAAAUCGUGUUGUUUCUAACAUACCUCUGUUAAGAAUGACCUUGGCCCUUAUGAUCAACAGAGAGAACCGUCUUGCCUGUUCCAUUUGUGGCUGCUAGGCUGG
This is a messenger RNA of Lacerta agilis (Sand lizard), 1795 nucleotides long. RefSeq names its product NXPE family member 2-like. The transcript has 5 exons. The record is from RefSeq and is a predicted model, not a curated record. The coding region runs from base 145 to 1725 and encodes 526 amino acids. Lineage: Eukaryota; Metazoa; Chordata; Lepidosauria; Squamata; Lacertidae.